UCUAUCGUAGAUGCUGUGACAAAAAAAAAUUUUUUUUUAUCGAAGAUGAGAAACAUGAGGCCUGUCCAUGCAAGGAAUCAGACCACGGAUCCAUCUUCGCCGAUGAUGACGUCUCCUCUCAUGAAUCGUCACGCACGGACAGGAUCCAACGCUGGACCAGCAUCUAACGCCAAGAAAGCACAGACGAAAGCAGCAGCUCAGAGACUCGCGGCUGUGAUGUCAAACCAAACCGGGGACGAUGAAGACAGUGAUGAUGACCUUUCCUUUGACUACAACGCUGUCGGAAGCAUUGGUCUCGCUGCCGGAAGAUCUCAUCCUUCUCGGUCUCCAAUGAUCAAGAAACCUGUUGCAAGGCGUCCGCAGAUGGGAACUCCACAGUUAGCUGAUGAUGACAAUGAAGAUGAUGAUUUCUCAGUGGAUGUAUCAAGUGGCAGACCUAGUAUUGGCCUUUCUGGUGGCAGAGCAAUAAGACCUAAGUCUCCUGUAGUGACUAAAAUUGCACCACCGAGACGUACACAACCAGUAAAUGAAGAUAAGAAGAAGGAUGAUGAUGACGAUGAUGAUGAUGUUGUUUCAGUAGAUUAUACAAUUGGUAGACCAAGUAUUGGGCUUGGAAGUGGGAGGACAAUGCGGCCACAAGCUUCUAUGAACAAAGUCCAACCACAAGGACGUCCGGUGAUGGCAGUUAGUCAACCUACUGAUGAGGAAAACGAAGAAGAUGAGGCUCCAUAUGUGUACACAGGUGGCGUUCCAAGUGUUGGACUUGCUGGUGGAAGGGCUGCACGGUCACGCUCUCCUCUGAAAAAAACCCCUCCACUGAGGCAUCCACAAGUAAUAGCUCAGCCACCAUCUAGUGGAGACAGUGAUGCUGAUUAUGAUGAGGCUUAUACUAGUGUCAUGCCUAGUAUAGGCCUUGCUGGUGGACGGUCAAUGAAACCUCGCACUCCUUUGUCAAUUCGUACAAAGGAACAACCUCAGACCGGAGUUCCAACUUCAGGUAACCGAUCUUCAUUCGGUGAGGAUUCAACAUUACCUCAGACAACAACAAACCAAGUGGACCACCAGUCUCCAUCAGCACGUUCUGCCUUCUCUAACAAAUCAUCUCAGUCUCUCAACACUAUGGAUCAACCUCCCUCGGCGCGUUCAUCUUUCAGUGGUCGUCCCAUAAGGACAGUACCUUUAAUGCCAUCUGCGGUGCCUAUAUCACUCAAACCAGUCACUCCUGCUUUUCAAUCCGACACGCCAACCAAUCUUAGAAAAGACAAAAGUAGGUUCUCCAUUGAUUUGGGAAGCUCAGGAAACUUAAGAGAGUUAGGAAGUCAACGGUCUACUUCAGCUUUGCAAGAUGAGGUUGAUAUGUUACAAGAAGAAAAUGAAAGUUUGUUAGACAAGCUUCGACUUGCAGAAGAUAAGUGUGAAGAAGCAGAUGCAAGAGCCAAGCAACUUGAGAAGCAGGUUGAAAUACUUGGAGAAGGUGUUACUAUGGACGCACGUCUUUUAAGCAGGAAGGAGGCAGCUCUGCUACAGAGAGAGGCUGCUUUGAAAGUGGCUUCACAAACUCGUGGAGGAAAGAGAGAAGAUGUUUCAGCUCUUCAUACAGAAGCUGAGAUUGCUAGGGAGGAAGCAGCAUCUUCUCUAGAGCAGCUUCAUGAAGUUGAAACAGAGUUUAACUCUCUUAAGACCUUGACCAAGAGAUUGAUAUUGACUCAGGAGGAGAUGGAAGAGGUUGUUCUCAAGAGGUGCUGGCUUUCACGUUAUUGGGGCUUAUGCGUUAGACAUGGGAUACAAGCAGACAUUGCACGAGCCAAGCACGAGUACUGGUCAUCAUUUGCACCUCUUCCUCUAGAGAUUGUUCUUUCUGCAGGACAAAGAGCUAGAGACAUCGUUUCACGUUCUAACAGCACUCUUAGAGAAAGAGAAAAAUCAUUUCAAAAUCUGCAUGAAACUUCUGGUGAAGGAAAUGUGGAAAGCAUGGUAUGGGUGGAGAAAGGUUUGAGAGAACUGGCUGCACUAAAGGUUCAGGAGGCAGUUGCAUAUGUCAUGGCUCAAAAUAGACGAAACUUAUCAUCAAAGAUUUUUGUUUCAGAUGAAGUGAAACUGCCAAUGGAUGGACAGUUUGAAGCCUUUGAGUUAAGUGACGAUGAAGUUGAAGAUGUGAGUUUUAAGCAGGCAUGGCUUUCAUAUUUUUGGAGAAGAGCUAAGAACCAUGACAUUGAAUCUGAUCUUGCGGAUGAGCGUCUCCAGUACUGGAUAAACCAAGGGACUCGAUCUGCCACGUCCCAAGAUGCUGUUGAUGUUGAAAGAGGACUAAUGGAGCUGAGGAAGCUGAACAUAGAGUCACAGCUUUGGCAAAAGUCAAGAAAAGGCCUUGACCAUGAAUCUAAUCCUUCUUCUCAUGUUGAACUCUCUUUCUGAUCUUUUCUUUUUUACACACACCACAGCUAUAACGACAACAUUUCUCAUUUUAACUCUCAUUUGGUCU
This is a messenger RNA of Brassica oleracea var. oleracea, 2482 nucleotides long. RefSeq names its product coiled-coil domain-containing protein SCD2. Lineage: Eukaryota; Viridiplantae; Streptophyta; Magnoliopsida; Brassicales; Brassicaceae. The coding region runs from base 46 to 2415 and encodes 789 amino acids. The transcript is spliced from 21 exons. The record is from RefSeq and is a predicted model, not a curated record. Gene Ontology annotation, biological process: cytokinesis by cell plate formation.